AUGAUACGCAGCCUUCUCCUUGCCUCUCUAUCUGCUAUUAUGGUUGUCAGCAAAAGGGUUAAAUGUCCUCCAGGGACGUUAAGCGAAGGUCAAAUCAUCAGCGCUCUAUUCUCGAACUAUACGAAAAUGUUACCGGAAGGUGAUAGUGCUGUAGAGGUGCAAAUCGAAAUGCACAUUCAGGACAUGGGGUCACUGAACGAAAUCACUUCCGACUUUGAAAUCGACAUUCUCUUUACGCAGUUAUGGCGAGACGAAUCCUUGUCUUUUUCCCACAUGUUGGCCUGUAAGAGGAACAUUACGAUGGAAGCGCGCCUACUGCAGCGGAUAUGGACACCAAACACUUGUUUGAUCAACUCUAAGCGAACAAUGAUCCACGCUUCGCCGAGCGAAAACGUGAUGACAAUUCUUUAUGAGAACGGCACGCUGUGGAUCAAUCAUCGAUUAUCGGUGAAAACCCCAUGCAAUCUCGACCUUAGGCAGUUUCCCUUCGAUGUGCAAAGUUGCAUCCUUAUCCUGGAAUCUUACAGUCACAACGCAGAAGAGGUACAACUGCGAUGGAUGGAAGAAGCCGUAACUCUGAUGAAACCUAUACAAUUACCAGACUUUGAUUUAGUGAACUUUGAGACGAAGAAAGAAAACCUUCUUUACCCAAAUGGAUACUGGGACCAAUUACAGGUUGUAUUCACGUUCAAGCGUCGAUAUGGUUUCUACAUCAUCCAAGCGUACGUACCUACCUACUUGACAAUCAUUGUCUCGUGGGUAUCGUUCUGUAUGGAACCAAAAGCGUUGCCAGCUCGUACUACAGUUGGCAUCUCGUCGUUGCUUGCACUCACUUUCCAGGUUGUCAUUGUCGGAAUCAACGCGAUUGCGAAGAAGGACUUGAAUGAAGAUCCUAUGUACCAGGAAAAUGGUAUUAUUCAGCGAGGAAUCAUCGACGCCAUCAGCUUGCGUGGCCCAGGUCAACCCUUUAAACGCCUAAAGAGCAGCGGAAGAGGAAGACGAGGACUCUCAAACUUUGGUUCGAUACUGUCUACGGCUACGGAGAGGAUUGAUAGCACGGAAAAGAAGCUGCUCAGACGGUUGCUUGGCUACUUUCGCUCCAGUGUAUCUCACGAUGAAGGUCUCUACGCUCUACCCAGAAAUCGAAAUGGUGCACCAGCGGUGGCACGUUUCGGAAACAUACUGAAGAACCUUCCUCGCGUCUCUUAUGUGAAAGCGAUGGAUGUUUGGAUGUUAGGGUGCAUUUCGUUCGUUUUUGGCACCAUGGUCGAACUAGCUUUCGUUUGUUAUAUCAGCCGAUGUCAAAAUAGCGUUAGAAGUGCUGAGCGUCGCCGAGAGCGAGUUCGUACAUCACAAAUCUGGUCGAAUGGCUCAUGUAGAAGUCGGGUAGGACAUACUCACUCCAACGGCAAUAGUUCGCUCCAUUCACAAACAGCGAAUGGAUGCGCAGUGAAUCGAGGUACACUUUUGUCACGAGGGCCUCCAUCUACUCUUCAUCUUCACAUGACCACGUUUGAUUCGGAAACACCCUUGACGUUCGAACAGCUACCAAAUGAACCAGAGCGGCCAUUAAUGGAAGAGUUUCGAUCGCCAUCACCAUCUACGAAUGUCAGCUGCAUCGCGCGGUUUCAUCCUGAGGCGGUCGAUAAGUUCUCAAUCGUUGCAUUUCCGCUCGCUUUCACGUUGUUCAACUUGGUAUACUGGUGGCAUUACCUUUCACAGACCUUCGACUACAAGGUAUCGCAGAUAACUUCACAUUAG
Molecule: messenger RNA, 1761 nt
Organism: Necator americanus (New World hookworm)
Lineage: Eukaryota; Metazoa; Nematoda; Chromadorea; Rhabditida; Ancylostomatidae
Exons: 17
Coding region: 1-1761 (586 amino acids)
Biological process (GO): nervous system process; chloride transmembrane transport; chemical synaptic transmission
Cellular component (GO): neuron projection; plasma membrane; synapse
Molecular function (GO): excitatory extracellular ligand-gated monoatomic ion channel activity; transmembrane signaling receptor activity; transmitter-gated monoatomic ion channel activity involved in regulation of postsynaptic membrane potential
Source: RefSeq, a predicted model, not a curated record